Nelumbo nucifera (sacred lotus) is the source of this 3238-nucleotide messenger RNA. RefSeq names its product zinc finger CCCH domain-containing protein 30-like. Gene Ontology annotation, molecular function: protein binding; metal ion binding. The record is from RefSeq and is a predicted model, not a curated record. NCBI's taxonomy places the organism in Eukaryota, Viridiplantae, Streptophyta, Magnoliopsida, Proteales, Nelumbonaceae.
GGUGAAUUUCCAUGCGAAUUUCGUCGCGCGAGCUCGAGUUAAUUUACUCAAAUUUAUCUGCAUUUGAGGGUUUCAUUUCAUUUUAAUUUGAAGACGUUUCGAGAAAGAGCUCUCUCUCUCUCUCUCUCUCUCUCGAUCAGAACGGCGAGUUUGUCCAACUGAAAAAUGUUGAUCGGAGCUCUUUGUUUGGGGUCGUCUUCGCGAUUCUCUCGUGGUUGUCGCUUGGUCUUCGAGGUGUCUUUCGUUUCUGGUCUUGGUUUCAGUUUAUACUUCUCAGAUCGGUGAAGAUUUUUGUAGAGCUUGUGUGUUUUUCUGUAGAUCUGUGGGCAAUGGGGUUCUCUAUCGUGUCUUAGCUUGUCUGCGUCUCCAGGUUCUGGAAAUCGGUGGAUUUCCAGUUAAUCGAAGUAUGUGCGGUGGACCGGAGCAGUUAAAGUCCACGUCGUCGUCGCCACCUCCAUCUUCCGAAGAAAGCAAACCCACCAUUAAAAGCAUGAAUCACCUGACUGUAGAAACCGAAGAUUCUUUUUCAAGUUUACUUGAGCUUGCAGCCAACAAUGACCUCGAAGGUUUUAAGCGUUCGUUAGAGCGUGAUGCCUCUGCUGUUGACGAGAUUGGUCUCUGGUAUGGCCGCCAGAAGGGUUCCAAACAGAUGGUACUUGAGCACAGAACUCCAUUAAUGGUUGCUGCAACUUAUGGUAGUAUUGAUGUCUUGAAGCUAAUCCUUACUCUAUCCGAGGCUGAUGUAAAUCGUUCUUGCGGCCCUGAUAAGAGCACUGCCCUCCACUGUGCAGCCUCUGGGGGAUCUGUAAACGCCUUAGAUGUUGUCAAAUUACUUCUGAUGUCUGGUGCAGAUCCAAAUUCAGUGGAUGCAAAUGGCCGCAGACCUGCUGAUGUUAUCGUUGUUUCUCCGAAGCUCCCCAACAUGAAGAUUGCUUUGGAGGAACUUCUCAGUAGCAAUGGUUCGAGUAUUCCCAUGGACGAGGAGAGUCUACGUGUCUCGAUAAACACAUCUAAUUCCAAUUCACCCCCUUUGUCAUCAUCGCCGGACAAUGGAUCUCCAUCAUCUCCAUCAGAUUCAACUUCUUCUCCGACGACAAUGAAGUUGAGCGAUCUUCCUGCUUCAACCUCAGAGAAGAAAGAGUACCCUAUUGAUCCAUCUCUUCCGGAUAUCAAGAACAGCAUCUAUGCAACGGAUGAGUUCCGCAUGUUCUCUUUCAAGGUCCGACCUUGUUCCCGAGCAUAUUCUCAUGAUUGGACCGAGUGUCCGUUUGUUCACCCUGGUGAAAACGCUCGCAGGAGAGACCCUAGGAAGUUUCAUUACAGCUGUGUUCCUUGCCCUGAUUUCAGAAAAGGGGCAUGCAGACGCGGAGAUAUGUGUGAAUAUGCACAUGGAGUCUUCGAGUGCUGGCUUCACCCGGCGCAGUACAGGACUCGACUCUGCAAGGACGGCACAAAUUGCAUGAGGCGUGUCUGUUUCUUUGCCCACACAGCUGAGGAGAUGCGCCCCCUGUACGUCUCCACGGGCUCUGCUGUUCCUUCUCCUCGCUCAACUGCUUCAGCUGCUACUGCCAUGGAGAUGGCUGCUGCCAUGAGCCUCUUGCCUGGUUCACCCUCUUCAGUUUCUGUUAUGUCACCGUCCCCUUUCACACCACCCAUGUCUCCGUCUGGUAAUGGCAUUAACCACUCAUCCUUGGCCUGGCCACAGCCCAACGUCCCAACCCUGCUUCUUCCUGGUAGUAGUCUUCAAUCUAGUCGCCUGAGAUCUUCUCUCAAUGCAAGAGACAUCCCAGCGGAGGACUUGAACUUGUUGCAGGAUUUUGAAGCCCAGCAGCAGCAACUCCUUAAUGAACUAUCCUGUUAUUCGCAGCCACGCCUCGGUACUUCCUCGGUGAACCGAUCUGGUCGAUCCAAGGCCCUAACUCCUUCCAAUCUGGAAGAGCUUUUUACCGCAGAAAUAUCAUCAUCUCCUCGGUAUUCGGAUCAGGCUUCAACUGUUUUCUCCCCGUCUCACAAGUCAGCUGUAUUGAACCAGUUCCAGCAACAGCAGAGCAUGUUAUCGCCGAUCAACACAAGCAUGUUCUCCCCAAAGAACGUUGACCAUCCCCUCUUGCAAGCACCCUUUGGAGUUCCUUCUCCGGGAAGGUCACCUCGGGGUGUGGAGCCUCUCUCUCCAAUGAGCUCACGACUAUCUGCAUUUGCUCAACGUGAGAAGCAGCAUCAACUACGCAGCCUUAGCUCUCGAGAGCUUGGAUCCGGUGUAAAUGGUGUCGUUGGAUCUCCCGUGAAUUCUUGGACCAAAUGGGGUUCACCAAAUGGGAAAUUGGAUUGGGCUGUUCAUGGAGACGAACUGGGGCAGUUCAAGAGAUCAUCUUCCUUCGAAUUAGGCACCAAUGGAGAGGAGCCCGAUUUGUCAUGGGUUCAGUCGUUGGUGAAGGAAUCACCACCUGAGAUCAAAGAGAAGCUAGCUAUUCCAACCUCGGCCACAGCUGCAUCUUCUUCUGAGGCUUCGAAAUCGAACUCUCAGGUUGAAGCCAUUGAUCACUCUGUUUUGGGAGCUUGGCUGGAACAGAUGCAGCUAGAUCAGCUUGUAGCUUAGUAAAAAUGAAAUUUUUACUGAGCCAUGUGGUUAGUAAAACAGGAAUCGAUUUUAGUAAAUAAUAUAAUAUUUUUUUGGGUUUGUUGGUGGAGAGGUACGAGGUAAGGGUAACAGCGAAGGAGGGGAGGAGGGCACAAGAAAGUAAGAAAAAAAGAUUUCAGUAAGAAAAUUCAUUUUCACCAUUUAUUACAGGUUAUAACAGAAGCCAGAAAGGUGAAAAAAAAAGGCUCUAUCUGGGUUAAAUAUUUCAAUGACCCAGCCCAGGUUAGGUAAAACGUUUUUACUCAAUAUGGUGGAAAUUUAGUUCUUUUUUUUCCGUUUUUAUUAACCUUUUCUUCUUGAAAAGAGCCUCUUAUGUUUCAUCAAAAAAUGGAACAAAAAUGCUUUUUCCUCGUUGUCUUUUUAAUUUUUUUAACAUUUUCCCUUCAUUAAUUUAUUUAUCUUUUGCAAAUUAGUAUCUUGGGAUGAACAGCAAAUGUGGUGGUGGGGGUUAAUGGGGGGUAAUUUUUUUUCCUGUUUUGAGGGCAUUCAGUGUAAUAUUCGAGCAGAAAUCAACAAUGCCGAGGUGCCCCAUUAAAGAAAGAAUUGUAUGGUCAUUCGAUUAUGUAAUAUUGAAUUGAAGUUUUAUUACUAUUGUUAUUA